GUGGCGCUAGCUGAAAGGCUAGCGUAUGUGUGUGCGCGUGUGUGUGUGCGUAUGUGUGAGGAUGUGGGCGUAGUCUUAUUUCUGCACUUUAAAAGAGCAUCAGUGUGCGUGUGAGUGUGUGUCUGUUGGUUAUUUUACAGCGGAGCGACAAUGAGAUCAGACACGACACACAAACAUGGCGGGAUCAAAGGGAAUUCCUCCUCUGAUCCCACCGGGAAGCCCACGGGAGGCCAGAAGCUGAGGCUAAAAUUCCCCAAAUUAUGGAGAACUGGCAACACGGGUCAAGUUGUACAGAUCGCCACCAGCACUCCCGAUGGACACCCUGCACUUGAAGACAUCCAGCCUAUAACAGUGCCGCUCACCUUUGAGCAACACCUUGAGGAACGCCACCUGAGUGAGGCGGGACAGCUGUUGCUCGCCAGAGAGAAUUGUCUUUUUGUAGGGGUCCGGCAUAAAGACGACGACGACGUCGUCAGACGCUGGAAAGAGGACUUGAACACUCUGGUGGCAGACCGCAAAGCCCUGGAGGACGCCGUGCUGCAGACUCUGAGAGGCUCCCUCAGCCAGGAUCAAGCUGACACUGCGGCCCUGAAGUCGGCCGUGGUCUUCAUGCGACAGGAGGACGACCAGGACCAGCUGUGGGAGCAGAGAGGUGGGGCGCCGCCUCCCUGGAGGCUCAGCAACUGGAGGGAAGUUCAUGAGAAAACGCUGCGCGGCCUGGUGGAGGAGCGCAUGGACGUCCUGAUGACUCCCCCCACAGACCUGGCAGGGAAGUCGUCCAUUCAGGUGGACGUGCACGGCAUGGGCAGGCAGCUGAGGCAGGACCUCCUGCUGGUGGUGCAGCACGUGAAGAAGUGUUACCCUGAGAGUGUCAACAUCUGCCAGCUGUAUGCCAACCUCUACCACCAGACCUUCAGCACCAGGCUCAGGAAACUGGCUGACUUUGGUCUGGAUGACCCGGACUGCAUCUUCCUGCUACGCUGGGUCAACGAGUACUACCCACAACUGCUUCAAGAACUUCAGCUGGCUGGUGACAUCCACACUGACGUUCUUCGAGAACUUCUACCUGAAAAUUUGCUGUCACCUUUGGAGGAACAAUACCUGAGCAGACAACAGAGGGAGCUGACCACAUACAUCGGACGCAUCCUGGAUGAGGCCCGGAAGGCAUGGACAAAAGGGGAGGAUCCGCUGAGGGAGGACGGCUGCUUCGUCAGUCCCAUGGCCUAUGACAUUAUCCAGCUGGUUAACGGCAUCGUGACUGCAGCAGAGAAGGUAGUAGGCGACCUGCAGAAGGCGCAGGUUCUAACCUGCCCGCUGCAAAAUCUGCUGCACAGAUUCAGGGCUUUCCAGGUGGAUGUCAUCAAGCUUAACAAAACAAACAGCGUGGCCUUCGUCAAGGCCAACCUGGACUGCGUGGCUCAGUUCAGGGACUUCCUGGUAAGGAAAAGCAGUCUGUUCCCAGAGGAAGUUCAGGAAAGUUGUCAGAGUGUCCUGACUGACAUGAAAGAAUGUGCACACGAGUACCUAUUGAGGUCUGUGCACAAGAACCUCAAGCCUCACUACCGUAGACUUGGAACCAACGUUUGGUUGACGAAAUCGCCCUUUGACAACCUGUGCGUCUGCCUGGAGGAGGAGAUGAUGCUACUUCAGGGCACUUCCGAGUCAUGUCACCAGGAGCUUAUCGGUCAACUUCAUCAGGAAGUGGCACUAGAAUACGUGCGGCGACUCCUGAAAGGAGAACUGAAACUAAAGGACAAGGAGCAGCAGCAUCGGGCAUGCAUCCUCAUGAAAGAGAACACUGAGAGUUUGCACUACUUAUUCAUCAAAUAUGGCUCUAAGGAGGCGUGGCUUAAGGAGGUCCUUGGCAUGAUCGCAGAAGUGCUGGAAAGCCAGAAUGUCCCUGCCAUCCAGAUGCAAGUGGCGUCAUUGGGAACCACCUUCCCUGACCUCAGUGAAAAACAUGUGAUGUCUCUGCUUAAGCUCAAGAACAACCUCACCAAGGAGGACAGGUACAAUGUCACAGCAGUUUUGUCAGACAUUCCCAAGGAUUCCGGCGAAUCUCGCCCUUUUUUCUCCCGAGUGACAGUCAAAUAGUGAGCUGUGGCGGCGCCAGAUAGUCAUCGUGUGUGUGAAUCUAGAAAACCAAUGUGGUUGUCAUCAGGUGCAUGUCUUUUUGUAUGUGUUGAAGAUGUAAGUUUUGUAUAUAUGGUCAAUAAAGGGAAGCACAGCGGAACCUCGUCUAUUGUUGUUCAUUUGUUCCAAAAGGUCAGGUAAAAACCGAGGCAAUUUUUCCCAUAGAAAUAAUGUUAAUCCAUUUAAUCCAUUCCAAACACUCAAACAUAUUAACAGAAAUACAUGUUAAAGACAAUAAUUGUAGUUUCACAUCCAGAAAACAAAGCAAAAUAAUUAUAAAGGAUGACUAGAUUAUUGUUCACGUGGACUUUCUGCACAGUGAGUUUAAUUCAGUGCUUUUCGCCUUCAUCACAUUGUUGGCACCCGCAACUUUCUUUGGCCGCAUGGUGGGUUACUUAGUCGCAUUCAAUGAAAUAUGGGAGGACAGUGAGUCAGCAACACAUAGGGUGUUUUGUUUGGGCGCUCGAUUUCAUGGAACGAUACUGUACAGGCAAAAUGGAAGAGUUUGUUACGUUCGAUAUUGUACAAAAACUGAGACAGUGUAUGAAAACCAAGGCAAAAUCUUCAACAAAAAAAUGAAUGGAAAUCUUGCGCAUUAUUACUAAAAAAUAAU
Molecule: messenger RNA, 2746 nt
Organism: Dunckerocampus dactyliophorus (ringed pipefish)
Lineage: Eukaryota; Metazoa; Chordata; Actinopteri; Syngnathiformes; Syngnathidae
Product: tumor necrosis factor alpha-induced protein 2-like
Exons: 12
Coding region: 151-2094 (647 amino acids)
Biological process (GO): exocyst localization; exocytosis
Cellular component (GO): exocyst
Molecular function (GO): SNARE binding
Source: RefSeq, a predicted model, not a curated record